Aphanomyces invadans is the source of this 549-nucleotide messenger RNA. RefSeq lists its product as hypothetical. The transcript is spliced from 2 exons. Bases 1 to 549 code for a protein of 182 amino acids. The record is from RefSeq and is a predicted model, not a curated record. Lineage: Eukaryota; Oomycota; Saprolegniomycetes; Saprolegniales; Verrucalvaceae.
AUGCUAGACGAACUCAUGAAGGCUCUGGAGCGCGACAACCAGGAGUGGAUCCUCUUCGGGGAGGGCAAGGAUGUCGUGGACCUUAUUGUCAAGGAUGUCGUGGACCUUAUUGUCAAGGCGGUGCGGCCUUCGAUGCUACAGUCGGUCGUAAAGAAGCAAAUUCAACUACAGCGCAACAAGCCGUUGCGUAUGGAUGUGUUUUCGCUUCGUUCGUUGGCUGCGGACGUUCGCAGCCGGCUACCAAAUACUGCCCCUGGUGAGGCGCAAACCCUCCUAGCAGCGCAGAUGCAAAGUAAGGAUGCCCGUGAGGCGCGUCCGACUGCAAAUGUAAUCGAUCUCGGCACGACCGGGUUGAAGAUCGAAGGAGGAGUCACCGUGGCGGACGUCGUCGUAGUGGACAACCUGCUACAUGACACGAGUGCCAACGUCAACGUGGCAUCUGUGGGGCUGGUUGCGUCUCUGGAGAAGGAGAGCGUGGCGACCCAAUUGUUUACGACACGCCGACGGCCCUGUAACCGUACGGCAAAGCGACCAAGCGCGUGCUCCUAA